Messenger RNA from Impatiens glandulifera, 914 nucleotides. Its product is annotated as embryo-specific protein ATS3A-like. Bases 112 to 711 code for a protein of 199 amino acids. The record is from RefSeq and is a predicted model, not a curated record. Lineage: Eukaryota; Viridiplantae; Streptophyta; Magnoliopsida; Ericales; Balsaminaceae. Gene Ontology annotation, molecular function: protein binding. The transcript is spliced from 3 exons.
UUGCCUUCUCUCAUCAUAAACACAGAUAAAUCCGAAUUCAUCUCCUUCCGAUCACCCACCGACCAUCAUCGGAGUGAACUUAACCAUCCACACUUGUAACAAGUGCAAAAGAUGGCGAUGACUUCCACUCUGAUGCUGAUGCUGAUGCUCUUCUUGUCGCUGUUUUUACUUUCUUCAGAUGCUCGAUUGAUGAUGAUUCAACCUCAGAGUCAACCGUUGUUUCAAAUCAAUUCCACUCAGGAUAACGCGGCUUCCUGUUCUUAUACUGUCACUAUAAAGACGAGUUGUUCUUCUCCUAAAUACACUAGAGAUCAGAUUAGUCUCUCGUUUGGAGAUGCUUAUGGGUAUCAGGUUUAUGCUCCUAGGAUAGAUGAUCCUUCAACAAGAGCCUUCGAGCGUUGCUCAGUUGAUACAUACCAAGUUUCCGGACCAUGUGUAUACUCAGUCUGUUAUCUGUACCUCUACCGAACCGGACAAGAUGGCUGGUUACCCGAAACUGUUCAAGUGUAUAGUUCCUACACUGGCUACACAACCUUCAAAUACAAUACUUACAUUCCCAAUGGAGUUUGGUAUGGCUAUAAUUACUGCCAUCGUGCCAUUGGGUCAGCUUCCUCUUCUAUUGUGAGCUGGCUUACUACGGUUUCUGAUCUCUUUGUUGGGUCUAGCACUAGCUCUAGCUCUAGCUCGGGUGGUGGUGUUAGCAGCAGUUGAGUUUGGCUGUAUGAUAUAUAGACUUGUCGUGCUUUGGGUUUGAUGAAUCAUUAGCUUUCGAAAUAUGUAUUAAUGGGAAAUAUGGUGAUUGUUUAGGAGCGUUUAGCAAAUGUCGGAUUUCUGUUCGAGAGGUUGUAUGUGUUUGACUAAGGAUGCUAUUAAGGUUAAGUAUGAGUUGGUUUUGUAUUUGUUUUGAAUCUAAA